CAAUAUAUAUGGCAAUCCAAAAGCACAUUGCACUUCUUCUACAAUUUUUGCUUGUUGCUCUUGUUUUUGACGUCGCCAAUGGCUAUCCGCUAAAGUUAGGAUUCUACCAAAAGACGUGUCCCAGAGCUGAAGCUAUUGUAAAAAGGACAACAGCAAACUACAUUUAUCGUGCUCCUUCUCUUGCUGCUGCUUUGCUCCGAAUGCAGUUUCAUGAUUGCUUUGUGAGGGGAUGUGAUGGUUCAGUGUUGAUAAACUCUACAAGAAAAAACCAGGCGGAGAAAGACGGAAUUCCGAAUCUUUCACUCAGAGGAUUUCAAGUUAUUGAUGCUGCAAAAACUGCUGUAGAAGCCGCAUGUCCUGGUGUUGUCUCUUGUGCAGACAUCCUAUCUUUGGUAGCACGAGAUGCAAUCCACCAGAUUAAGGGCCCAUAUUGGCCAGUGCCAUUAGGGAGAAGAGAUGGAAGAGUAUCAAUAGCUUCCGAGAGUUUUACACUACCUGCUCCUUUUGCCAACAUUACUCAACUCAAAGCACAAUUUGUCUCCAAGGGUCUCAGCGUUAAAGACCUGGCUGUUCUUUCAGGAGGACACACCGUCGGGAUUUCACAUUGCUCUACCAUUGCGACUAGGUUGUACAAUUUUACAGGCAAAGGCGACACUGACCCAUCCCUAGACCCGAGGUAUGUACCUCAAUUGAAAAGAAUAUGCUUUCCAACCGACAAAACCACACUCCUUGCAAUGGAUCCAGGGAGUUCAAAAUCAUUCGAUGAGGACUACUACAGUGUGGUCUUGAAAAGGAGAGGCUUGUUUCAGUCCGAUGCUGCACUUCUAAAUGACAAAACAACAAGCGCUUAUGUCAAGCUUCAAGCUAAGUCUCAUGGCUACACAUUCUUUAAAGAUUUCCAAGCAUCAAUGGUGAAAAUGGGACAAAUUGGAGUUCUUACCGGCAAGGUCGGUGAAAUCAGGAAACAUUGCGCUCUAAUAAACUAAAUGAGUUGAAGUAAUUAUGAUUUCCCUCAAAACUAACUAAAUUGAAGAGUGAUUUGAUUUGAAUAAGAGAGACAAAGGUAAGACAUCUUUGUUACUUUCACAAUAUUCCUUAUUUUCGAUCCAGUUUAUUGUUGCAUGAACUUUGGUGCUAUGUAAAUUUCGUCUGUCUUAGACCUAAAAUGUAUUCUUUUUGUAAAAGGGUGAUUUUGUUAUUGUUAUCAUGGAGUUUAGGAUUGA
Molecule: messenger RNA, 1223 nt
Organism: Lactuca sativa (garden lettuce)
Lineage: Eukaryota; Viridiplantae; Streptophyta; Magnoliopsida; Asterales; Asteraceae
Product: peroxidase 27
Biological process (GO): hydrogen peroxide catabolic process; response to oxidative stress
Molecular function (GO): heme binding; peroxidase activity
Source: RefSeq, a predicted model, not a curated record